Messenger RNA from Pelagomonas calceolata, 2287 nucleotides. Lineage: Eukaryota; Pelagophyceae; Pelagomonadales; Pelagomonadaceae. The record is from the annotation of a GenBank genome assembly.
UUUCGCAGUCGGGGCUGCCAAAAGCGCUGCCCCGGAGCCACCAGCAGCGCGUUUGGGACACCACACAAUGCCGCGCCCGGCCAGCGCCGGCCGCGUCACCAUCGAAGAGGCGCAAAGACCAAGAGUAAGGCCGACGGACAGAGUCACAAGGACAAGACGCCUGAAGCAGCGGCGCCAGUCGCCCAUCGGUCUGAGCCUCGAGCAGGUCGAAGAUUUGGAGUUGCUCGAUGCCGCCGGCAAGAAGGCCGAUCAACUGAUCGAAGAAGCAUUGAUCGAUGCGGACGAGUCCGAGCCCGCGGACGGCGCGACGGCCGACCCCCAGCCCGUCUCGAAGCCGCUGCGAGAUAGGCGACGGGAGCUCGACACCUACACGCGUCGGAAGCGCUUGGAUGGGAGGAGCGCGCCUCAAUUCCCGCCCCGGACCCGAAUCCAGGAGCUGGCGCAGUCGCGGCGUUUGCAAAGGCCGCGCACGGCGACGUUGCAACGGCGUCCGAAGCCUUCAGCGACGAGGCCGCUCUCGGCCCAGGCCAAGGUUUCGGUAGGCUGGGUGCGGCCGGAGCGCGACGACGAGGCGGCUUUAGGUAUUGUCGAGGACGAUAACGAGGACGGCUUCGAGGAGGCGAUCCACGCCUGGACGGGAGGUUUUACUAUGAAAGCAUCACGUGGCGGCGUCGUGGCGCUGACGCAGCGGCCUACAUCAAGGCGAGAACCGACGGUCGACACGCGCGUGUCGCAACUGGUCAGGGAGCUGCGCGCGCGGUUACUGUCGAAGCGGGGCGGGCGGCCCGUCUCGCAACUCUUCCGCCUCUUUGAUAGGCGAGUGAGACGGAAGGCCGACCCUAGGGACGUCUACGAGGGGCUCCGGUCACUGGGCAUCGCGGCGACUUUAGGUGAUGCGCAGGGGCUCGUCAAAGCAAUAGCGCGAGGAAAGGAGCUACGGUGCUCUGAUUUGGCAGUGUUCCUCGACGAUCCGGACUUCGCGUCUUUAGAAGAUACGGUCUGCGCGGGCGCGGCCUCGAGAUUACUGCCGCCGCCUCCUGUUACAUCCUACGCGCAGUGCGAUCCUACCAAUCACGCCGUUCACCAACUGCGCGACCUGUUUGGCGACAGCUUCGUUACGAGGCGGGCCUUUUCCGACGGACUGCGCCAUUUGCAACUCGACCGCGUCGCGCCGGACGUCGUCCAGCGCCUGACGACGGCCUACGAUCUCAAUGGAGACGGCCGCGUCCACGCGCGAGCCUUCGUCAAGAGGAUUACAAAGUCCGGAGCCUGGAAACGCGCCGCGAAGGCGAGAAAACGAGUACUACAAGUCGCGCGCGAGGCCGAGGAGGCGUACGACCAGGUCGACGAGGAGGGCUACUGGCCGAAUGAAUUGGACGAAGAAUUGGUCGAGGCCUGCCGCGGUUUGGGUUUGAGAUGUUUGACAGAUACCCACGCCUUAUGGGUGGCGAGGCGCGCGUUACAGAGUGACCUGCCGCCGAAUUGGGUGCGGUCGCACGCGAAGGACGGGAGGCCCUUCUUCCACGACCUCGUUUCUAACAAUUCGACGUGGGACCGGCCCUUCGCGCCCGAGUUCGUGAGUCUCGCGCGGGACGCUUGUCGUCGUCGGCGGCGCGUCGUCGACGACGACGAGGACGCGCUCGUCGUCGAGGACGAUUCUGAGGAGGAGGAGGAGGAGGAGCCCGAGCGUAUCUCCAGACCCAAGUCCGCCGACGCCGUGCGGCGGGCGCGCGUCGUCGUCUCACCUGAGGUCCUCCAGGAGGCGCCGCCGGCGCGCGUGCCGCGGCCGGCGUCGGCGCCGCCGAGGCGCCUCGGCCCGUCCCCGACGCCGUUCCUGACGCCCGAGAAGAGCGCCUCCGAGUCGGAGAGCGACGCCGAAGAUGCGUCGGACGACGCCGAAGAAGAGGCGUCUGCCGAGGGCGCUCCGGACGCGGAGGAGGAGCCCGAGCCCGAGCCGGUGCCCGCGACGCCGCCGCGGAAAAGGCCGUCGACGAAGGUGGCGCAGAUCCUCGCGGACCUCCAGGCGCGCGUGCGGCUGCUCGAGACGACGACGGGCCGCCGCGCGCCCGAGCCCUGGACGCCCGACGGCGUCCGCGGCGUCGCGCGCCUCGCGCGGGGCACGCCGCAGCGGACGCCGUCGCGGACCGGGCCGCGGGCCCGGAAGUCGCCGCUGCCGGGCGGCCACACGGGUCCGCGGCCGCGGAGCGCUGGGCCGCGGUCCCGCGCCGAGCUGUCGCGCCCGACGAGUGGCGGCGUGGUCGUGUUCAUACAGUAAACUUAUUUAUUU